GCAGACGCAGAGCUACCUCCGGGCGGAACCUCCCCGCGCCCGGGGCUCCUGCUUCCUAAACACCCGGUGCGAAAGGAAGGUGGCAGUGGCGCGGCGGGGCGCAUGCGCGGACAGCUCCGCCGGGGGAAGAGUUGAGGGGCGGACCGGCGCGGGCAGCUGGGAGCGGAGCGGAGCAGGGUCAGGAUGGAUGAGGACGUGCUGACCACCCUGAAGAUUCUCAUCAUCGGCGAGAGUGGCGUGGGCAAGUCCAGCCUGCUCUUGAGGUUCACAGAUGAUACUUUUGAUCCUGAACUUGCAGCAACAAUAGGUGUUGACUUUAAGGUGAAAACAAUUUCAGUGGAUGGAAAUAAGGCUAAACUUGCAAUAUGGGAUACUGCUGGUCAAGAAAGGUUCAGAACAUUAACUCCCAGCUAUUAUAGAGGGGCACAGGGUGUUAUAUUGGUGUAUGAUGUCACAAGAAGAGACACCUUUGUUAAACUGGAUAAUUGGUUAAAUGAAUUGGAAACAUACUGCACGAGAAACGACAUAGUAAACAUGCUAGUUGGAAAUAAAAUCGAUAAGGAAAAUCGUGAAGUUGAUAGAAAUGAAGGCCUGAAAUUUGCACGAAAGCAUUCCAUGUUAUUUAUAGAGGCAAGUGCGAAAACCUGUGACGGUGUACAGUGUGCUUUUGAGGAACUUGUUGAAAAGAUCAUUCAGACGCCUGGACUGUGGGAAAGUGAGAACCAGAACAAGGGGAUGAAGCUGACACACAGGGAAGAAGGCCAAGGAGGUGGGGCCUGCGGCGGCUACUGCUCUGUGUUAUAAACUCUGGGAAGUGCCAUCUCUUGCAUAUUUGAUCGGAUAGUGACAUCUUUCUGUACAUAAACUCUGUAACUGCUAUUCUAGGGACCUUGCGGUUUGCACAUACUUGUUUUGUAUCAUGGCAGUAAAUACUUGCGAGAAAUCCCACUCACCGACUUUCCCAGGUAACACGUUACGGUACGGCAUGCACAGUCUGCAGUUUUUUAUGUAGCAUAAGAUAGGUGUACCUUUAUAAGUACAUUUGAUUUUAUGAUUUACAUUCAUCAUGUGAUUUAAAAAACCCACCUAUCUAGUGUAUGUUGGUCCAAGGUCUACUCUUGGCCUCCUUUUCGCUUCAGUCCUCCUGUCAGUUACUGACGAAUCGGUACACAGCACUCCCAGGCCCACUGGGAGAUAAGCAGAUGUCGCCAAGCCUGGCCGGUUUCCCUUCAGGAAUAGCAAAGAGCAUGCUUCUACAGCUUCUCUAGGACGCUUGCUAAAGGGUCUCUUCUAGUUGUGAGCAAGAUUCUCUUGAUAGGUCGCAGUCCAGUCCAAUUUAUAAUUAAAUCUCUGUUCUGAUGAUGCUUCUAAAACCGCAUUUAUAUGUUAAAGAAGCUUGGUCUUACUUUAAAUUUACUUCAUUGAGUAGCUCAGUUGCUUAACUGGUGUUUUAAUUCUGUGAUUUGUACGUGGGCUUCAUGACCAUUGUUGCGGGAUUUCCAUUUACGUGGUAUUUGGCAGAAUGGCAAUAAGGUCUCCUCCCAUUUCGGUUUUGGAAGGACAGCAAUAGUGUGUUUUAUGUAAUUCAUGUAGUACUUAACACUUUAAAAACCAACGCCUUUUCCUGUGAACGUUGGUGGGGUUUGUCCAGGUACCUCGGUGGUAGCUUGUAUAAUGUUAAUGAAUGUCUGUGUCCUGUGACUUCCGUAAAUGGCUAGUUGAUAUUCAUAAACGUAUUUCUGCAUUUUGAGGGUUGGGGGUAAAAACACUAAACUGUAAUUUGAGAAAGGCAUAUUGCUUCAGAUUUUCACUCUGUGGGAAAGUACUGUUGUAAUGGAAAUCUUGGCAACUCACUGUAACGAGCAGUCAACAGAUUAUCAAAACCAACUUGUACAGACUAAUAAACCUUUUCCACAGCAUUCAGUUUUCUAACCUCUUGCUAUUGUAUAUUGUAGAUUUUUUUUCAUUCGUAUGUUAUUUAAUUUACACUGAUCUCUGCUCUUUUAAACCCCCAGAUAAGUAAUUUGUCCUUUCAGGCAGAUCACUCUUAAUACCCAUCAGUAAGAUUAAUAAGAAAUACUCAUUUCUGGGCAGUUUGUUCUCUGUAUACAAUUGCAAAUGAUAAACAUUUUUGUGAGUCACCUUUGCAAUACGUGUGAUAAUUGAGUUACUUCAAGUUGGGUUCUUUCUGAAAUGUACAUCUUCAUAUGAGAAAACCUCACAUUCUACAUGCUUCACACUUGUUAGACUAUGUUACAUGUGAUUAAAGGUUUAAUACAUUAUGUAUGUUUAACUGUUAAACAUAUAUACUUUAAUGUUGGAGAAAGAUAGCUAACACAUGUACUUACGAUUUGUUGUUACAUUAAAACUGUAGAUUUGUAUAUUUAUGUACACAUUUGUGUAGUUUCUAUAUUGACAAGACAUUUCUGUUUAUUGCUCUUUGCUCCUUGAGUUAUAUAAUAAUCUUUCUGUGCAUUGGAUUGUCUUGAUUUGAUCAGAAUUUGGAUACAUAUGAGUCAUUUAACUUUUAAAAACCAAUUUUGUUUGAUAGAUUUAUAUUGUAACUUUUUACAGUUUUUGAAUAAAUAUAGCCUGCUUUCCCUAGA
Messenger RNA from Vicugna pacos (alpaca), 2606 nucleotides. RefSeq names its product RAB18, member RAS oncogene family (gene RAB18). Gene Ontology annotation, molecular function: GTP binding; GTPase activity. The record is from RefSeq and is a predicted model, not a curated record. Lineage: Eukaryota; Metazoa; Chordata; Mammalia; Artiodactyla; Camelidae.